Messenger RNA from Globicephala melas (long-finned pilot whale), 3091 nucleotides. It is a transcript of the gene GAS2L3, whose product is annotated as growth arrest specific 2 like 3. The record is from RefSeq and is a predicted model, not a curated record. Gene Ontology annotation, molecular function: cytoskeletal adaptor activity; actin filament binding; microtubule binding. Lineage: Eukaryota; Metazoa; Chordata; Mammalia; Artiodactyla; Delphinidae. Gene Ontology annotation, biological process: actin crosslink formation. Gene Ontology annotation, cellular component: actin filament.
UUAGCUCCAGUUCAGCUUUGGUACUGGAAGAAGUGUUCCUGAGAGGAAAGUGGGAUGUGUAGUUGGCACAUCUACACAUCUGAGCAGCAGUAUCAUUUCAGCAUAGAUGACCAUGCUGCCUGCAAUUCAAGUGUGGUUUGGAGAAGACCUGCCUCUAAGUCCACGGAGUCCUCUGACCCCCAGACAUGGGCCAGGUUUGGCUGACGUUUGUCAGUAUGAUGAGUGGAUAGCUGUGAGGCACGAAGCUACCCUGUUGCCCAUGCAGGAAGAUCUGUCGAUCUGGCUCUCUGGUUUAUUAGGUAUUGAAGUUAAGGCAGAAAGGUUAUUGGAAGAACUUGAUAAUGGAGUACUGUUAUGCCAACUGAUUGAUGUUCUUCAAAACACGGUGAAAACAUGCAACUCUGAAGAACCAGUGAAUUUUCCAAUGAGAAAAGUGCCCUGUAAGAAAGAUGCUGCAUCAGGUUCGUUCUUUGCUAGAGACAAUACUGCAAACUUCCUUCACUGGUGCAGGCACAUCGGGGUUGAUGAGACUUACCUCUUUGAAUCUGAAGGUUUAGUUUUGCACAAAGAUCCGAGACAGGUGUAUCUUUGUCUUCUUGAAAUUGGUCGAAUUGUGUCAAGCUAUGGGGUUGAGCCACCAGUAUUAGUAAAAUUUGAGAAAGAAAUUGAGCUAGAAGAGACCUUACUUAAUACUUCUGGGGCUGAAGAUUCCAUCAGCAUUCCAAAAUCAUGCUGUCAGCAUGAAGAGCUGCACGAAGCUGUUAAACACAUUGCUGAAGACCCUCCUUGUAGUUGUUCUCAUCGAUUUUCUAUUGAGUACUUAUCUGAAGGACGGUAUCGACUAGGAGAUAAAAUACUUUUUAUAAGAAUGCUUCACGGAAAACAUGUCAUGGUCCGUGUCGGUGGAGGCUGGGAUACUCUUCAAGGAUUUUUGCUUAAAUAUGACCCCUGUCGAAUAUUACAGUUUGCUACACUAGAACAGAAAAUUCUAGCAUUUCAAAAAGGAGUUUCUAAUGAAAGUGUGCCUGAUUCGUCCGCCAGAGCACCUCAGCCUCCUGAAAUGAAUCCUUUGUCAGCAGUUAGCAUGUUUCAGAAACAAAAUUCAAAACCUGGCACACCAGUUGGUAUUCCAAGGAGCAAAGAGAAGCAGGUACGUCUGCCAGGUGUGUCACCACCAGCAUCUUCCCUGAAAGGAGGCAAUCUGGCCUGUGGGUCAGUCCGUUCUAAAUUUCCAAAUUCUCCAGCAGUGUCCUCUCAUCUCAAACUCAGAUCUUCAAAGGACGUAACAAAGAAACCGCAGCCUCCUUCAAACGAUGCAUCAUCUGCAUCUGCUUCUUUAAAUCCAGUAGGUAAAAGCACUUUUUCACCAGCUUUAUUAAGAACUGCACCUUGUGUAUCUGAGUCGCUGAGAAAAUGUAUCUCAUCACCCAGUACUCCUAAGGCCAAGCUUAUUCCAGCCCAGAAGUCAAGAGAUGUGCCUGAAUCCACACUUUUGCCAAAUAAGUGUUCUGGAAAAAUUGAACCAAAGCAUUUGAAACACCACCAUGUGUCUUCCAGGGAUUAUGCAGUCUCUCACUCAGCUGCACGUUUAAAUUCAUCAUCAAAGUGUCCAAAGCCACCUAAGGCAAAUCUGCACGUAAGGCCUAACCCUUCUCCUUCUUUCCAGUCUCCUGCAAAAGUGACAACAUCCAGUUCCAAAACGAUAACCACGGGUCUGAGAACACAGUCUCAGCCACGUGUUGGAGCUCCGCAAGCGGGGGCAAUGCCAGCACAGAAACUUAAGUCAGCCUUGAAUUUAAACCAGCCACUUUCUGUAUCCUCAGUUGCUCCUGCAAAAGCUGCAGAGAAGUCGAAAGAUAAUAUGGUUUCAGUUGCCAAAAAGCAGCCUCAGAGUAAAAUCACAUCCCAGAAGACAGGACCCAGCUCCUCCAGGUCCCCGGGCCGUACCCCGCUGUCCAUUGUGAGUCUUCCCCAGUCUUCUGCCAAAGCACAACCUGAACCAAAGUCAGCACAGACUGCCACCAAGAGCCAGUGCUUAGCCAAAGGGCUUCCCAAAAGUGGCAAAGCCCCGGCUGCAACCAGGAAGCCACCCUCAUCUGGCAAGGAGGCAGUUAGUGGAGAUAAAAAACCUGCAAAGAAGAAGGAAGACAAUGAUCAUUAUUUUGUUAUGACUGGAAGUAAGAAACCUAGAAAAUAAACAUAAUGUGUCAUUCUAAGAGAAGAGAGGAAAGAAAGUGAGUGUGUUAGCUGCACACCUUAAAAGUUUCUUCUAUUUGUGUACUAUCCAAUAGUACAAUAAGAUGGGGGUAGAGGUUGGGGCGAGGAGGGGCUCAUCAGAAUUCACACACCUGAAUUCACCAGAAGGUACCCUUUUAAGGUGAACAGUGGUAAAAUCACCGGGAGAUUCUUAUUAGUUAUAGACAUUUAUAUGAUUUUCAGUCCAUGACAUCUUCGUUAAUGUCUGCCCAUUAAUGGAAAUGUAAAGUCAAAUAACACUACUAGGUUUAUAACUGUAGUUGCUGUAUUUUGAAUAUGUGUUAAAUGUGGAGGUUAUUACCUGCUAAUAGAAACAGAGGUGCUCUUAAUAUAAGUUACUGCAUUUUAGUUUAAAAGCAACGGUUUGGCACUUGUCUUACAAAAGACAUCUUAUUUUGUUUCCUGUUCAGGAUUGCCUGAUGGAACAAUACUAAGUACCAGUAGCUGCUGCUGAUUAGCUUACUGUUACUCUGGGUUUGGUAGAAUUGCUAUUAUUUAAAAUUUUUUUAAGCUUUCCAAAUCAGAAGGAACUGAUUUUUUUAACUGACUUCUAUUAACCUUGGUAAUAUUUUGUUACCAGUAUUUUUGGUAAAAAAAAUAAAAUUAAGGUAUUGAAAUAUAACUUGAAACUUGGAAAAAAUUUUUUUCACAUAUUAUUUAUAAGAACUUAUACCUUAUAUUUUAGAUGGACAUUGUGCAAUGUGAAAGGGGAAAUGAUUUAGUAGCUUUUAGCAUAUUAGAAAUAUUUUUUAAUAGUGUAAUUUUCUGUGAGUACAGAUAUCAAUUUUUACAUUAAAAUAAUGUUUAACAUCAGAAUUAUGUUUUAACAAUCUUA